AUAUAUAUAUAUAUAUAUAUAAGAGAUAUAAAUAAAUAUAUAUAUAAUCUAAAUAAAUAGAUAUAUACGUAAGUAAGUAAGUAAAUGGAUCCUCAGCAGCGAGAGCAGCUGCUGCAGAGCCUGAGCGAGGAGGAGGUGCGGGCGCUGGAGGCGGUGAUCCGGGCGCACCACGACACGUCGGGGGCGGGGCGGAGGUGCACGUCGCUGGUGGCGCAGCGGGUGGAGGCGCCGCUGCGGGCGGUGUGGGGGGUGGUGCGGGCGUUCGACAGGCCGCAGCGGUACAAGCACUUCAUCAAGAGCUGCGCGGUCGUGGGGGGGGACGGGGCCUCGGUCGGCAGCGUGCGCGAGGUCUCCGUCAUCUCCGGCCUGCCCGCGUCCACCAGCACGGAGCGCCUCGAGAUCCUCGACGACGACCGCCACGUCAUCAGCUUCAGCGUCCUCGGCGGCGACCACCGCCUCCGCAACUACCGCUCCGUUACCUCCGUCACCGAAUUCCUCCCCCCCGGUCGCCGCCCCUACUGCGUCGUGCUCGAGUCCUACGUCGUCGACGUGCCCGAGGGCAACACGGAGGACGACACCCGCAUGUUCGCCGACACCGUCGUCAAGCUCAACCUGCAGAAGCUCGCCGCCGUCGCCACCGUCGACGCCCCAUGUAGACCCAAUCACGCAUCACACAUCACCACACCAUCGGACGGCGUCACUGCGUUACCGGAAGAAUACUAA
This is a messenger RNA of Ananas comosus (pineapple), 723 nucleotides long. Its product is annotated as abscisic acid receptor PYL2-like. Gene Ontology annotation, molecular function: signaling receptor activity; protein phosphatase inhibitor activity; abscisic acid binding. Bases 85 to 723 code for a protein of 212 amino acids. Gene Ontology annotation, cellular component: nucleus; cytoplasm. The record is from RefSeq and is a predicted model, not a curated record. The transcript has 2 exons. Lineage: Eukaryota; Viridiplantae; Streptophyta; Magnoliopsida; Poales; Bromeliaceae. Gene Ontology annotation, biological process: abscisic acid-activated signaling pathway.